Messenger RNA from Aspergillus chevalieri, 1002 nucleotides. RefSeq lists its product as uncharacterized. NCBI's taxonomy places the organism in Eukaryota, Fungi, Ascomycota, Eurotiomycetes, Eurotiales, Aspergillaceae. The record is from RefSeq and is a predicted model, not a curated record. Gene Ontology annotation, molecular function: DNA-binding transcription factor activity; transcription cis-regulatory region binding. Gene Ontology annotation, biological process: positive regulation of transcription by RNA polymerase II. Gene Ontology annotation, cellular component: nucleus. The transcript has 4 exons. The coding region runs from base 1 to 1002 and encodes 333 amino acids.
AUGACGGUGCGAGCAACCCUUACAGAAUUGGCGGUUGAGUACCGCCUGAAGGCUAUUCGAUCUCUGGGUGAGACUCUCCAGAACGGUAUAUCCGCGGGUUUCAACGAGGACGAGCGAGACGGCAUCUUUGCGACCAUUCAAAUACUUUUACUACAAGAUAAGAUUUUCGAAUCAGGUGUUUCAGCUCACGGAGUGCAUAUUACGGGCGCCCUGUCUAUAUGCAACCAACUGCGAUUAUCCGACACAUUAAGACGCGAGGACAAGCGGACAAUCUUCUUCUUGGGAAACCUGGCGUGGUUAGACGUUAUCCGGUCCCUCGCAGACCCUGAGCGACUGUGCUUUUCUUCCCAGUUGCGCGAAACUAUAAUCAAACUGAGCGAUAUCAAGUUUGAGCAAGUGAAUGGGUGCCCCCGUGCGCUAUUUCUUAUUAUGGGCGGUGUGUUAGAACACGCUAAAGCACAUGCUGCAGGGCAGAUGGAGGAUGCCCAAUUUGAGGUGCUCCUCGAGGCUGCGCGCCAGAAUCUUUUUUCAUGGCGUUCGACCAGCUUCUCGUAUCCGUCUGAUGAUUCGCGAUGGUUUGCAGUUGCCGAAGCGUUCCGCCAUGCAUGCAUACUACAUACCUCCCGCUUGUUGGAUGCAACACAGCCGGCAGAAGCGCCGAUCAUUCAGCAAUCAGUUACUGCGAUAUUAGAUGCUGCCGCAGAGAUACCGCCUGACUGCUACCUUCUGGAGCUGCUAGUGAUGCCCCUAUUUAUAGCUGGAACGGACACAUUAUCCGCACAUGCACGCCACUACGUUCUGCUAAGAUUGGAGCACAUCAAAUUCAGAGCUGGAUUUGGUAAUCCAUUGCCUAAUUCUCUUCUCCAGUCUGUUUGGGAUGCUCGCGCAAAUCAGCCUAAGAAGGAACAUGAAAAUAUCCCGUGGAUGCGAUUUGUAAAUGUCGUGAAACGAGAAAGCCCGCUUUACCCGGCUAACUUGUACAGACAAGGGAAACGAGUAUAG